Messenger RNA from Cheilinus undulatus (humphead wrasse), 591 nucleotides. RefSeq names its product beta-crystallin A1-like. The record is from RefSeq and is a predicted model, not a curated record. The transcript is spliced from 5 exons. Gene Ontology annotation, molecular function: structural constituent of eye lens. NCBI's taxonomy places the organism in Eukaryota, Metazoa, Chordata, Actinopteri, Labriformes, Labridae. Gene Ontology annotation, biological process: visual perception; lens development in camera-type eye. Bases 1 to 591 code for a protein of 196 amino acids.
AUGGCUCAAACAAACCCUAUGCCCAUGGGCCCUUGGAAGAUCACUGUGUACGAUCAGGAGUUCUUCCAGGGCAAACGUAUGGAGUUCACCGCUAGCUGUCAGAACAUCAUCGAGUGUGGGAUGGACAACAUCCGCUCCCUGAAGGUUGAGUGUGGCGCUUGGGUAGGCUUUGAACACUCCAGCUUCUGCGGCCAGCAGUUUGUCCUCGAGAAGGGAGACUACCCUCGCAUUGAGGCCUACAGUGGCAGCAACUCAUACCGCAUCGAGAGGCUGAUCUCUUUCAGGCCUAUCUGCAGUGCCAACCACAAAGAGUCUCGUAUGACCAUCUUUGAGAUGGAAAACAUGAUGGGGCGUCAGUUUGAACUGAGUGAUGACUACCCCUCUCUGCAGGCCAUGGGCUGGAUUACCAAGGAGGUCGGAUCCAUGCAUGUUCAGAGCGGAGCAUUUGUGUGCUACCAGUAUCCUGGGUACCGUGGCCAGCAGUACAUCCUGGAGAGUGACUGCCGUGGAGGAGAGUACAAGUGUUACCGUGAGCUUGGCUCCCACUCCCAGACUCCCCAGAUUCAGUCCAUCAGGAGGAUCCAGCACUAA